AUAUUGAAGAAAAAGAAGAACCCUAAUUCGCGGACUAAAGGGGAAAGGGGUUUUAGCUUUUGGCAACUUCGAGUGGAGAAAUUCAUAAGCCGGCAAUGGGGAAAGAGGAAGAGCUUUGGGACGAUUCUGCCCUCAUCAAAGCUUUCGACCACGCUAUUACCAAAUAUAAGGUGAUGCAUGGAAUGAGUGGGUCGACCACGGAAGGGAAGAGCAUGAGUCAUGCAGACGAAAGUUUAUCAGCUGCUGAAGCUGAUAAUGGAAGCAAUGAGUUUGGCCCCCACGCUGUACAUGUACAGGAUGUUGGAGAGACUGCUAACCUUUUACAAGUCAAGGAAAAUUCUCCUUUGGAGUUGGGUUCUUCUGCAAAAUGUGCAGGUUCUUCCAAUAUUCAAAAUGAUACCCAUGGACUGAUCAAUGAAAAGCAUGCUGCAAAAGCAGGCUCCCCAGGGGAUUGUGUGAUCUCAUCUAAUGUACAAAGUCAUAAUCAGGCAACAUGGUAUUCAAAUGGUCCAGAAGAAUACAGCCAGUUGUUGAACAAAUAUUAUGAGCUUGAGGGUCAGCGACAGCAGAUACUCCAGCAACUCAACCAAUACAGCAAUUGGAAUUAUCAACACCCUAUUCCCAAUGCAUCUACUUCUGAAGAGUAUCAAGCAUCUGAUCCUCAACAUUUUGACACUGUUACCUGUUACUGUCCAUAUGGCUGCCAAAAUUGGGUUGUUCCAUGCAAUUCAUUACCUGCUUCUUGUUCAGGUGGUGCUUGUAAUGAUAAAAGCUGUGAUGCUAUACCAGAAGGUUCUCAAAAUAGGAAUUCUAUGUCUCCACAAGAUUCUGAUUAUGUUAAGACAGCAAUGGUUGCUGCUGAAAAAGCAUUGUCUUCUUUAAAGGAAGCAAAUGGAGUGAAGGACAAACCACUUGGAAUGGAGAUGGGCCACUCUGCUGAAAGCAACAAGUCCACUACAGAUCUUGAUGUGGUUCUGAAUGCUUGGUAUUGUGCAGGCUUUUAUACCGGAAAGUAUCUUUCUGAGCAGUCUUUCGAAAAGAGAAAGCACUCUCACUGCUCUUGAGCCUUCAAUAAUCAGCAGGCAUGCCAUCAUCUUGGGGGAAAAAUUUGUUAAUAUAGUAGCUAUCACAAGUGUUCACCCAUUGAAGAGCUUGGUAUUUUCAGUCAAGGAAAUACAAUUCGGUCGGCGGCUAUGAUAUCAAGAUAAGAAUAUGCGAUUCUCAUUGAUUUGCCAUUCUACAUUGUCUUUGCAGUCCUAUCAUUUUGGAAAAUUUUAGAGAAUCAACACACUACUGUAAGUAUUCGGUAUGGUGUUUGUUAUAUUGACAUACACUCUGUCUGAGGGGAAAUGUUGGUACCUUGCUGCUAGUCCUUGUAGUUCAGUUGGUGAUGUGGUUUCAGGAAAACCAUGAAACUCUAAAGAUACGAGCAUUGUUUGGUUAAAAUUUUCUUUAUUGCUGAUGCAACUCCAAACUUCAUCCAGAAAA
This is a messenger RNA of Sesamum indicum (sesame), 1488 nucleotides long. RefSeq lists its product as uncharacterized. The record is from RefSeq and is a predicted model, not a curated record. Lineage: Eukaryota; Viridiplantae; Streptophyta; Magnoliopsida; Lamiales; Pedaliaceae.